AAUGGGAAAAUUGUAAACAAUUGUAAUAUGGCUAGCUUAAAACCAGGUCGUUUAGUAGUUAUGCUUGCAGGUAGAUAUGCAGGAAAGAAGGCUAUUUUGAUUAAAGCAAAUGAAGAAUCAACUAAAGUAAAUCAAAUAUUGAUUUAUUUUAGGAUGCAAAAUUCCCUAAUGGUUUAGUCGUUGGUAUCUAAAGAUAUCCAAGAAAAGUAACCAAGAGAAUGGGUUUAAAGUAAAUCAGAAAGCGAACUACAUUGAAAGUGUUCAUUAAAUAAUUAAAUCUUAAUCACAUUAUGCCAACAAGGUAAUAAUUUAAUACAAUUUUAUUUUAGAUAUAGAUUAGAAGAAUCAACAUUGAAGGAAGUUAGAGAUAGAAUUGAAAGAGUUAAGGAAUCUGAAUUAAAGAAUGUUGAAAAAAGAAAAGAAUUGAGAAAGAAUCUUAGAAAAUAUUUAGCUGAGAAAUACAGAACAUUACCAGCAGGUAGUUUGGCUGAUAAGAAAGCUUAAUCAAGAUUCCUAUUCUCAAAAUUGAGAUUCUGAU
Paramecium pentaurelia is the source of this 538-nucleotide messenger RNA. NCBI's taxonomy places the organism in Eukaryota, Ciliophora, Oligohymenophorea, Peniculida, Parameciidae. The record is from the annotation of a GenBank genome assembly.